AUGUCCCUUUAUUGUGGAAUAGCCUGCAGGAGAAAAUCUUUUUGGUACUAUAGGCUGCUGUCAACCUAUGUCAAUAAUGCAAGGUAUAUAUUUGAACUGAAGGAAGAUGACGAUGCAUGUAAAAAAGCCCAGCGUACAGGAGCAUUUUACCUCUUCCAUAGCCUGGCUCCUUUGAUUCAGAAAUCAGAGCAUCACCAUCAGUACCUGGCCCCCCGGUAUAGUCUAUUAGAGUUGGAAAGGCUCUUGGAUAAGUUUGGACAGGACACACAAAAAAUAGAAGAUUCUGUACUGAUUGGCUGCUCUGAACAGCAAGAAGCAUGGUUUGCUGUGGAUCUAGGUCUGAAUAGUUCCUCUUCCACAAGUGCUUCCUUACAGAAACCUGAAAUGGAGGCAGAGCUCCAGGGCUCGUUCACUGAGCUGAGGAAGGCUCUCUUCCAGCUGAGUAUGAAGGAUGCCUCCUUGCUGUCCACGGCUCAGGCUCUUCUCCGUUGGCAUGAUGCCCAUCAAUUCUGCAGCAGAAGUGGGCAGCUCACCAAGAAGAAUGUGGCUGGCAGCAAGCGUGUGUGCCCUUCCAAUAAGAUCAUCUAUUACCCACAGAUGGCUCCUGUGGUGAUCACCCUGGUGUCGGAUGGGACCCGAUGCCUGCUUGCCCGCCAGAGUUCCUUUCCCAAGGGAAUGUAUUCUGCCUUGUCAGGUUUCUGUGAUAUAGGUGAAAGUCUAGAAGAAGCUGUCCGGCGCGAAGUUGCAGAAGAGGUGGGAUUGGAGUUGGACAGACUGCAGUAUUCUGCAUCCCAGCACUGGCCCGUUCCUAAUAGCUCACUCAUGAUUGCUUGUCAUGCAACUGUGAAACCAGGGCAGACAGAGAUCCAGAUGAACUUGAGAGAACUGGAGGCAGCUGCCUGGUUCAGUCAUGAUGAGGUUGCCACAGCCCUGAAGAGAAAGGGCCCCUAUACCCAACAACAGGAUGGGACUUUCCCAUUCUGGUUGCCCCCCAAGUUAGCCAUCGCCCAUCAGUUGAUUAAGGAGUGGUUGGAAAAACAGAGCUGUUCUUCCUUGCCUGCUUAGCCCAGAUCAAGCCACCUACAUCUCUCCUGAGUAUCCCUGAGGGGCAUACCAGAGAUUGACUGAUAAAGGGGAGGUGACAAAGGCUAUUUCCAGGCCAGAGUCAAAAGGCACAGCAGAAGGUAAUCCUACCAGGAGACACCUCUACCAGCGAUGUUAACCAAAGUUCUUACUAAUGGACCAUCAAAAAUGUCAGUUUGAGAAGAAAAGCUGAUUAGAUGUCAACUGUCAAAAUCAGUGGGAAGAUGGAGGCAUUAAUUUUUAUGUAGGCCUUUGUUUACCCAUUUUCUGCUUAGACCUUGGAAGCAAACCUCUUCUGGCAUGUGGCUUAUACUGCUGGGUUUACACUAACUAUCAAAAUAUGCCUGGUGUAAUUUUGGUUAAAAAUUUUAUUUUGGUAUUGACAAUAUGUAAGAAAUCUCAAGUCAAUACUAAGUUACUUUAUACUUUAUAGAAUUAGAAUAGUACAGCAUAGCAUUUUUAAAUUCUUGUACAAAUAAUUAUCUUGUACAUGGUAGUUGUCUUAGUUAUCUAGUACUGCUAUAACAGAAAUACCACAAGUGGAUGGCUUUAACAAACAAAUUUAUUCUCUCAG
Molecule: messenger RNA, 1657 nt
Organism: Trichechus manatus latirostris (Florida manatee)
Lineage: Eukaryota; Metazoa; Chordata; Mammalia; Sirenia; Trichechidae
Gene: NUDT13
Product: nudix hydrolase 13
Exons: 8
Coding region: 1-1065 (354 amino acids)
Molecular function (GO): hydrolase activity; metal ion binding
Source: RefSeq, a predicted model, not a curated record